Molecule: messenger RNA, 879 nt
Organism: Seminavis robusta
Lineage: Eukaryota; Bacillariophyta; Bacillariophyceae; Naviculales; Naviculaceae
Source: the annotation of a GenBank genome assembly
AUGACAACAACUACGCCAUCAAACUACUACAAGUUUUGGGAACCUCACUCGAGCAGCAUUGAUUUCUGCGAGACCAACUAUCUGCAUUUUGACACGAUUGUGGAAUUCCACAACACGUGGAGCAGUCUGUUGGGAAUCGCCUCGCUGGGGUUGAUUGGAGCGAUUUGGAACAAUCCAACCGGCGAAAAGCGCACCGUCUUGGCCUAUUCUAUUUUAGGGUUGAUCGGUGUCGGAUCGACCGGAUUGCAUCUGUCGUUGCAUUGGAUCUUUCAAGCCAGCGAUGAAUUGCCCAUGCUCUACAUGAACAAUUGCAUUAGUUUCAUGGUAUUCGAGGUCAGGGCUCCCUUUGGCAAACCCAAGUAUCCGUGGUUGCCCUACUUGUUUGCUCUCAUUACGAUCAUUCACACGGUCGUCUAUUAUCGAUUUCGAGAUCGAUACGUCAUUUUCUUUUUUGUCUAUGCCGGAGGCGUCUUUACACUGCUCUAUCAAGGAUACAAUCUGAUUUUGGGACGCGACAAACACAAACGAGGACAUGUCGCUUGGUAUUUUGCCAGUCGCUCCGUGGUGACAUUUUGUCUGGUGGCAUUUCCCGUUUGGGUUUUGGACAUGCAUUAUUGCAACUUCAUUUUGGAUAUUGUUGACAAUAAUAAUACUGCCAUGGAUGGACUACUACUACCACUUCUCAGAGGCAUUACUCCUCAUGUACUAUGGCACUUUUGUGCCGCCUUUGGAACCUAUUGUGCCAUUGCCUGUGUGGUCACUUGUCGCAUGGAAGAACUCAAAAUACCAUUCCAAUUGGAAUAUUUCAUGGGGAUUGUACCCAUCACGGUACGGAUCAAUAAUGAUCAUGACAACAAUCCGCAAAAGAAACAACUAUAA